AUGGGGUGCAACAUGUGCGUGGUUCAGAAGCCUGAGGAGCAGUACAGAGUCAUGUUCCAGCUCGGUCACGCUAACAACAUGUUUUGCUCUUUUGACGCCGCCGGUCAAUUCCAGGUGAACGGAAAGGAUCUAACCCGGCUCUCCGGGGACCCCACCCUGGACAUGCGGGACCCCGUGUUGUCUAGCAUCCUGCGGCGGGGGGCCCGGAGGCGUGCGGGACUGAUGGGGGCCCCCGGCGGGCUGCUGCCGGUCACCAUGGGCAUGGCCGACUGUGUGGACAGCUGCACCCAGACGGACAUCAGCUUCCAGCAUAUGCUGACUCUGGGAAAGAGCAGCCAGCAUCCCUGUGGAGCCCCCCCACCCCCGGACUCCCCGCCGUCCCCCCCACUGCCGCCGCUGCUGGAGCCGUAUCUCUUCGAUGAACUCUUCAUCGAGCCGGUGUACUACGACCCCACUGACUACUUCGACAUCUCUCAGCAUGAAGUGGACCGACAGGACGAGCUGGAGUACGAGGAGGUGGAGCUGUAUAAAUGUCGUCAGCAGGACAAACUGGGCCUGACGGUGUGCUACAGGACCGAUGAUGAGGAGGAUCUGGGGAUAUAUGUGGGAGACGUGAACCCGAACAGCAUCGCUGCGAUAGAUGGACGCAUCCGCAAGGGAGACAGAAUCCUACAGAUAAACGGCGUGGACGUCCAGGACAGGGAGGAGGCGGUGGCCAUCCUGACCCGAGAGGACAGCACCAACGUGUCCCUGCUGCUCGCCCGGCCCGAGGUGGAGAAUGACAACCAGCUGGAUCCAGACGAUUUGGACCUGGAGCCGUUGGACAACGCUGAUCACCUACCCAGCAGAACGAGGACCUCCCUUCUGGGUUCAGCACCAGGCGGUGUCGCAGGCGGAGGUUUACUCCAACGCUCUCUGAAUCGGGACUCACCUGAUCUCCUGCAGACGGUGCUGAGCAACAGCCAGGAGCUGGACAGCGGGGUCGGUCGAACGGACGAGAGCACCCGCUACGAGGAGUCCUCAGAGCACGACCUCCUGGGAGACGACCACACCAGCGCCUCCAACACCAACGCCACAAACACCCCGGGCAGCAUGCGCAAGUUUCUCUCUGGAAGAGGGGAUACCCCGCCAUUGCUACACUCCCAAGACCUCCAGUUCAGCACGGACUCCCUCUUAGGACUGGAUUGUGGAGGAUUUGAGCAUGUGGAGCGACCUUACGUGGCCGAUCCCGUGAGGAUGAUGAUGCCCGGGCUCACCGAGGAGGAGUGUGAGCGGUACAAGGAGCUCCUGGAGAUCAAAUGUUACUACGAGAAGAACAGCAAUGCUCUGAUGCUUCUGGAGGGUCAGGGAGUUGAACAAGAGGAAGGGGAAGGUGGUGGUGGUGGGGUCUCGCUGGAUGUGAACAGGAAUGAGAGUCUGACGCAGCACGAGAUGGCCCUCUUGGAAGAGGAGCUGCGCCAUCUGGAGUUCAAGUGUCGCAACAUCCUGAGGGCGCAGAAGAUGCAGCAACUGAGGGAGCGCUGCAUGAAGGCGUGGCCGCAAGAGGACAAGAACCUGAGUGGACUGGGAGCUGCACGAUUGGACGUUAGUUUGGUCAAUGAGGAGUCCUGUCACCAUGCGCUGUCUGACAUUAACGAGCUCCCAGAGAGGGAACGCUCGGAUAAAGACAGCACGAGUGCCUACAACACGGGAGGGGAAAGCUGCAGGAGCACCCCUCUGGUCAACGAUCAGCACCCGUCACCCUCCACCCAGAGUCUGGAUGGAGGACAGCCUCUUCUCGCUGAAUCAGGUGUGCAUCUUCCAGCCUCUGCACGGCACAAAGAGAGGGGGACGAGGGGCGAGAGGGGGGACAGGACGCAAGCAAACCUCAACCAAACAUACUCCCCGCACUCCCACAGGAAGCGAGCCGACGCUAAGACACCCAGCCCUGGGGUUAAGGUCAGGUCUCUAUCCCGGGAUAGAGGAACCAGGCGAGGCUCAGAUGGAGAAGUUAGACGUAACCUGAAAGCCACAGGUGAGAGGUCUGGAGGAUAUAGUGCAGAGAACAGUCCCUACCUGUCCCGCCGCGACACAAAGCCGCAGCAGCAUUACCUGAGCUGCAUGCAGCUGAGGUCGCCCUCCGCCUCCGAGCAUCUCAUGGAGUCUUGGGGCGAUGACAGCCCGAUGAGUUUGGGUAGCACCUGUAAAGACGUCGCCCAGGUACCCUUGUCUCCUCCGCUGCUGCCGGCCUCGCCUCGCAUGGAGUGGAAGGUGAAGAUCCGCAGCGAUGGAUCUCGUUACGUGGCCAAGCGCCCGGUGAGGGAUCGCCUCCUGAAGGCCCGGGCCAUGAAGAUCCGGGAGGAGCGCAGCGGCAUGACGACGGAUGACGACGCCGUGAGCGAGAUGAAGAUGGGGCGCUACUGGAGCAAAGAGGAGCGCAAGCAGCAGCUGCAGAAAGCCCGGGAGCAGCGGCGGCGGCGAGAGUUCAUGAUGCAGAGCCGCCUGGACUGUUUGAGGGAGCGAGAUAGAGAUCAGGGUGGGGGAGGUGGAGGUGGGGGAGGACAGCAGGGGGCGAUCGAGCAGCAGGAGCCCACCUCCAUCCUGGAGCUGUGCCACCGCAGGAGCAUGAAGAAGAGGAGUCGCAGGAUCAUGGACAACUGGAUCACCAUACAGGAGCUGCUGGCCCACGGCACCAGGUCUGCGGACGGGAAGAAGGUCUACAACCCCCUGCUGUCCGUCACCACCGUCUGAGAUACGACGGGAGGCUGAGAGCAAGGGUGGGAUUCAUCUCAAUGAGUUAAUUCACGGCAACUUGACACAAUUUUGUUGUCGGAAGUGUCUUAAGAAGUAUUGACCAGUUACGUUAGAGCAAGCCUUGGUUGAAUACAGGCUAACAGUCCAUGAAAGGAGAAGAUGCUAAAUGUGUCGGUCUAAAAGGCAAUCUCGCAACCCCUAUCCGAUCCCCUAUUUGCUUGUAGUUUUUUGCCUGGAAAUCAGCUGUUGAUACUCAAACCCCCAAAAGAUAACUCCCCAGUUAGCCCAAGACACUUUUUCUAUUCAGACCGAUACCGGAUGGGUUUCGAGAUUGGCGAGAACACGAGCUGCUUCAGUAAAACUUGGCACAAUAAUGUUUCUGCAGGGAGGCAGAAAGACUUAAAACAAAGUCAAUGAUGGAAAUAUAAAAGAAGCACACAUUAGGCACCAAGCUAAACAUGUGGCAAUUGAAGGAAAGCUAAUGAGGGAAACUGCCAGAGAGUCAAAGCACACAUUUACAGUCUUGCUGAAUCAAAACUCCAGAUGCAUUACGUAAAUGCAGAUUUACAAAAGCCACAAAAUGCCCUGAAUCCAUUUCAACCGUAUGAAUGGACUCACAAUGCUUUACCUCUCACAUCUAAGGACUGUGAUCCUUUAACCUUCACAGAACCUUGUACCAGCUUUUCAGAUUUGAAUGUGACGCAGUCGAUGCACAAACCUAAACAGAGGAGGAACGACAGAGGGAAAGAUUAGCAUUUGAAACAACAUAUUCAGAGGGCUUAGAAAUCCUCACUCGAGUUCUGUCUUCCUAUCUAAAGGAGAGCUGGCACCCCCUGCUGUUCAGCCAUUAGAGGAGUGGUGCAUAAAGGUAGUCUUUGCAGGCCUCCACAUUUGUAUGAAGGGAAAUCUAAAGUGGGUCUGAGAACAAUGUGAACACAUGAUGAGUAAAAAGCCACUUCUGUGCCAUAAAACUGUACAUUUAGAGUCCAUUUGCUGAAGGACAUUUUUCAAAAGAUCAUUGUGUGUGCCGGUUGAUGUCGUUAAAUCGUUUCAUUCUUGUAGCUACAAAUGCUCCUUUGUUUUGAUACAGGACGCCAUUGUCUGACCACUAUGCUUUUUUUUUGGAUAAGCUGAGCGGUGCCUUUCCUUCAGGCAGACUUCCCUGUAGAGCACAACUUUCAAACGGUUGAGAAAAGGCUGAAGCAUGGACAAAAUGACGGACGUUUUGUUUUGGAGGACAGGCACAGUGUGUCAAACAAACAACAAGCACAGAAUACAUUUGACUUUCCAUUCUAAAAGGCUGAUCUGUACGGUGCACGACUGAGUAUACGCACUAACGGCCCAAAACAAUUCCCAUUAGGAAAACCGCACUGCACUUUGGAAAGAGAUGCAAAAACCACAAAAUUGCCAUAAAACAUGAAAUAAAGAAACAUCUUCACCAACUUGACAUCACAUGUGCAGCAUUUCGAAAACAAGUAUAUUUACUCAAGUACUGUACUGAAGUAAAGUAGAAAUAUCUCAAAAUUGUACUUCAGUAUUUCCAUUUUAUGCUUCCUGUGUACUUUUACUCCACUACAUUUAUUUAAUCCCUUUAGUUGCUAGGCAGAUUAGGAUGAAUGAUGGUAAAUAUAAUCUCCCUUAAAUCAGACUUUAGUUCCCCUGCAGUAAAUCCAGCAGCUACCCUGCAGUAUACAAAGCCAUUCAAACUAGCUGCACCUUUACCAGCUCUGAGAACACUUUAAUGAUCAAUCAUUAUAAAACAUAUCAGAGAUAUUAUUCUGAAAUGGACCAAUCAGACAAUGACUACUUUUACUGUCGCUACUUUAAGUACAUUUAGAGGAGAGUACUUUCUACUUUCACUGGAGGAACAUUUAGAAUACUUGUACUGUGACAGAGUAUUCCUACACUCUGGUACUUCUACUUUACUCAAGUACAAGAUCUGAGUACUUCUACUUUA
Messenger RNA from Eleginops maclovinus (Patagonian blennie), 4690 nucleotides. RefSeq names its product PDZ domain-containing protein 4-like. The record is from RefSeq and is a predicted model, not a curated record. Gene Ontology annotation, molecular function: protein binding. The transcript is spliced from 8 exons. The coding region runs from base 1 to 2730 and encodes 909 amino acids. NCBI's taxonomy places the organism in Eukaryota, Metazoa, Chordata, Actinopteri, Perciformes, Eleginopidae.